UACAACAAUCUUUAUCAAUCAUACUUUCUUGAUAUCUGCUCAUAGCAGGCACGUGCCAGUACCUGGUUUGCUAGAGUGCCAGCUACUGGAAUGGGUAUUUCCGUAUUUUAAAAUAGAUUUAAUACUUACAUAGCUCAAAAAAUAUUAUAAGAUAGAUCGAAAUUUCAGGGAAUCUUAUAAUCCUUAUAAUUAUUAUUUUACAGAAUGCUUUAUAAAAAAUAAACUAAAACCGUUACACUUGCAAUUUAUGCUUUGCGCAAAUCUGUCCGAGACUGAGAGAUGUACAACCCUAAAAUCGUAACGGUCGUCGAGAUUUAAAAGUGCUGCGGCUUUGUUUCGGUCGCAAAAUGUGGGAAUUUUUCGUGUUCAUUUAAAAAUUACUAGAAUGUCGGAAAAAUUAAAGGAUUAUCAAGUUCUCGAUGUUCUCCGCGGCGGUGCGUUCUACAAAGUUAAGCACAAGGUCACCAAUAAUAUAUUCGCGUGGAAAGCUUAUGAUUGUACUGCGUACUCCGACGAACAAAUACAAAAUAUCGUAAACGAAGUGAAAACGAUAAGUAAAGUGUUAUCUGACAACUUGCUGCGCUACUACGACACAAUACUUCAUAACGCAUCGAAAACUCUGUACUUCGUGCUCGAGUACAACUGCUGGCGCAGCGUGCAGGAGCUCAUCGACGCCUGCGCCGCCGCCGAUCACUAUAUUGCAGAAAAUUUCAUUUGGCAUUUGUUGUUGGACCUCGCGAGGACUUGUAAGCUGGUAGAAGCCUUUAAUUUCUCCAUUAUAAAAAAAUGCUUAACACCGAGCUCUAUUUACAUCGACAAUGACGGUGAAGUGCGCGUCGACUGUUUCCAGCUGGAGCAGACAGCUAGCGGGCCCGCGAACCUCAUGCGCCAGCUCGGAGUCGUGGUUCAUACACUCUGCUACCCUCGACAAACUUGUCACGGGAAAAUACCAGUAUUUCAAUACAGUGACGACCUUCAAGAUAUUGUUUCCUUUGUUUCCGACGAUAGGAACGCGGACUUACGCCCCGAAGUUAUUAUCUACCAUCCGACAAUUUUAUCUAAUGUCGAAGGCACUUCAAAGCCAAAACAUUUUUCUGAAAUACUUGUGUCUAAUGAAGACAUCUUCCAUAAGUCUGAUCUAAACAAGUGUGAUUCAGAAAAGGCUGUAGAAUUGUGUAGGAAUAUUAAAACUCCACCAAAGACUCAAUCUAUGAGACAGGAGAGCCCCAUCUACUCAAAUGUUAGCCCAAAGUUGAAAGCAAAUGAUGAUAUUGAAAACAUCAAGUUAAGAUUUUCUUUGUCCCCUAACUUGGCAGCCUUAGCCUUGGAACUUCCUGGCUAUGUGCCUCGCUGCAGGAAACCAUACAGUGAACUCGGAGACACCUUUACUUUGGCUCAGAAAGUAUCAGAAGAAACUUUAAGUCACCAGUGGAUGUCCCGACUUAAAGCUCUCAAAGACAAGGAAGAGUCACUAAACAAAAGGGAGAUAGACCUCAUAGUGAAGGAAGUAAUGACCAGCCCUGUUGCUAAGUUUGUGCACCACCAGGGCUCAGAUGUUGGUGAAAGUGGCAGCAACGGCAUCACGCUGCCGGCCGUCAUAGCCAGCGCCGAGAAGAGUCGCAGGAAGUCGCGUCGGCGUCGCCGCCGCUCGGGUUCCGUUCGCGCCCGUCCCCGUCGCCAGAGCUACAGCUACGAGGACUUGGACAGCUCCCUUUCCGCAGACACAGGAGAUGGAAGCAUUAUUGUAACAGCUAAAAAGUUCACUUUGGACAAUAUGCCUCGUCGGAACAUAUUCCCCGAUUUGGCUUCAAAAAAUGUACACUUCACACCUUCAAACCCAUUUGUUGGAAGCGAUGAAAGUGUCACUCUAACAUUCUAUGAUUUGGAUAAUUUGGAAGCAGAAGACAACCAAAGCACACAAAAUGCAUCGGUUAAAGACGUAACAAAGUUCAAAUAUUUGGAUGUAGCGGGUGUGAGAGAGAAGAGAGCAGCAAAACAAUGGAGUCACUCUUCCCCGUCCAAGCAGGCUAAAGUGUUAAGUGACAUUUCAAGUCAGAGUUUGAGAAAAACACCAUCUAAGUUUAGCCUCACGUCUCAUAGCUCCAUGAGGUCAGGGAGCUCCACUGCCAGCGUCAAACAAUACCCACAAACACCUGCAGCACACACCGACUUCAAGAAAAGUAAGAUUAGGAAAUCAUUGCUUAACUUUAAAACUCCUUUCAAAUUCAAAUCGUCCACCAAGGUUUAACAUGAAUUGGUAUUUCUAAACAUUUCAACUUGUGACAAAGAUAAUCAACAAUUAAAUUUUUUCUCUUAUAUCUAAGAUUUUACUGAGAUUUUAAAAGUAAUUUUUAUUAUAGUUCUAAUUAUAACUAGUUAUAUAUUGUUUAAUAAAUUCAAUGGUUGUGGUUAAAUUCUUCCUUAAUUAUUAGAUUACUUUAAGUUUUAGUUAUUGGUACAAGUACAACAGUACUGUUUUUGUAUUAUAUAAAAAACGGACAUCAACCCACCCUUUACCUAGAUUAGAAAUUUUGUUAUAGAUGUAAAAAAAAAUAGUUUAUUUAGUAAGUUUUUUUUAGAUUUGUGCAUGCACACAGGCAUUCCUUGUCACUAGUGAUAUUUGACAUUAAAUAACUUUUUUAACUUACAUUUUGUCUUCCAUAAAAUUCUUUCCUAGUUUUUACAAUUUAUUUUUCUAAAGCUCUACUCUUUUAUUUGUAAAUACUAAGAUUUCAUAACUCAUAGGUUUUAAAACAAAAUUUUAUAUGAAAAACAUGUAUUGAUUAC
Molecule: messenger RNA, 2787 nt
Organism: Papilio polytes (common Mormon)
Lineage: Eukaryota; Metazoa; Arthropoda; Insecta; Lepidoptera; Papilionidae
Exons: 1
Coding region: 386-2248 (620 amino acids)
Biological process (GO): chromosome segregation; protein phosphorylation
Cellular component (GO): nucleus; centrosome; cytoplasm
Molecular function (GO): protein kinase activity; ATP binding
Source: RefSeq, a predicted model, not a curated record